Molecule: messenger RNA, 1057 nt
Organism: Medicago truncatula (barrel medic)
Lineage: Eukaryota; Viridiplantae; Streptophyta; Magnoliopsida; Fabales; Fabaceae
Product: ras-related protein RABA2a
Exons: 2
Coding region: 81-743 (220 amino acids)
Molecular function (GO): GTPase activity; GTP binding
Source: RefSeq, a predicted model, not a curated record
AAGGAAAGUGAUGAGAUGAAUAAUAAAUAAAGACGAGAGAGAGAGAGGAAAAGGAAAGGAAAGGAAGAAAAGUGUCGAGGAUGAGUAGUCGUAGAAGAGUCGGAGAGGAAGAAUACGAUUAUCUGUUCAAGGUAGUACUGAUAGGCGAUUCUGGUGUUGGUAAAUCAAAUCUUCUAUCCCGAUUCACUCGCAAUGAAUUUUGUCUUGAGUCCAAGUCUACUAUUGGCGUUGAAUUCGCUACUCGCACCCUUCAGGUUGAAGGAAGAACUGUGAAAGCUCAGAUAUGGGACACUGCCGGGCAGGAACGCUACAGAGCCAUUACCAGUGCCUACUAUCGCGGUGCCCUCGGUGCUCUUCUUGUCUAUGAUGUAACCAAACCCACUACCUUUGACAAUGUCACUAGAUGGCUAAAGGAACUCAGGGACCAUGCCGAUGCUAACAUUGUUAUCAUGUUAAUUGGCAACAAAACCGAUCUCAAGCAUCUCCGUGCUGUUGCCACUGAGGAUGCCCAGAGCUAUGCUGAAAAGGAAGGCCUUUCUUUCAUUGAGACAUCUGCUCUUGAAGCCACCAACGUCGAGAAGGCUUUUCAGACAACCCUUGGAGAGAUUUACCGCAUAAUCAGCAAGAAGUCCUUGUCUACCGCCAAUGAACCUGCUGCUGCUGCCAAUAUUAAAGAAGGCAAGACCAUCGCCAUUGGGGGAUCCGAAACCACCAAUACAAACAAGCCCUGUUGUACAUCUUGAACUUAACUUCUUCAACCUCGAUGGAGUACAGCUGGAAGGAGAUAUAUUAUUUAUAGUAUAUUCCAUUUUCUUAUUAUAUUUAACGAUCAGUAAUCAGGAUCAGCAUUGCUCACUGUUUAUGUUUUUUAUCAUUCUUUUUAAACUUUGUUUUUCCUUUCUUAUGCUUGAGUUAUGCGUGCUGAGUAAUUAGCCCCACUUUCAAUUCCUACCAAGUUUCUAAAACACUGCUAUGAUUGUUGUUCCUCUUUACCGGGUUCGCCUGCAAUUCAUGAUGCCCGAUUAAUCAAAAAUAUGAAAUCCAUUUGUGUAAAAAA